CUCGUUACGAUUACCGUAGUAAAACUGUUUUUGUGUUUCGCAAUUUUCUCACGUUUCUCACGUUAUUGUGUUCCAUCGCUUCUAGCAAAAACGGGCUCAAAUUUUCGGAGUCGAAAAUAGGCAACGACGUCGAACACGUUCGAUUUACACGCUUUAGAAGAAGUCAUGUCGGCGCCGAAGAAACGAAAAAGCGACAUUCACAGCGAUGAUCGUGAUCAUGCAGAUCACCAAACGAAAAAGGAGAAACAUUGGUUCGAGGAGAAAUCUGAACAGAAUGGCGAGAACCGAAGAUCUUCAAUUUUCAAAGGAUUUCUCAAGAAGGUGAAGAGCUCCACUACUUUGAAGAGCACCAACAAAUCUGCCUCAUCUUCAAAAAUGGACACCAUAGCGAAUGAGACGCAUCUUUCAAUCACCAGUGAAUCAAGCAUCACUUCCGUGGAAUCCUGUCACAGUGCACAGUUUCCUAACGUCGCGAAGAAUGCGAUGCUUCGUACUCUUGUCAAUAGGGAUUCAUUCACACCUGUUCCACCUCCAGACGGUGAAAGUGUGACUUUCAUAUUGCCAGAGAUAGGCUCAUCGAAACUGGAAUUCACUUCAAAGAUGGAUGAUGCGAUUUCGAUUGAAUCUCGAAUGUCUAUUGGAUCUUGCCACACUAUCGAUGAAGACUCUGCUUCCAUUGGAUCCACCUCUGUUUUUUGUACUCCAAGUCGCAAUCCAUUGAUGAGAAAUGGAUUACGUAUGUCGACUAGAAGUGUUCCUGAAAACCAAGAUGAUAUGCCUCCAGCACUAUUCCGAUCUCUUUGCAAUAGCGCUGUUCGUCGAGUUCCCACUUCAAAAUCUGAAGGUGGUGGUACUCCGAUGCGGCGUUCCAUGCGGAUGUCCAUUCAGAAACGGAACUUGUCUUCGAAAAACAUGGAAGAUGUACCAGAAGAAGAAGCAUUGACGGUCUCUAAUAGUUCGAUUCGUGUUGAUGCUCCAAUUGCUGAAGAAGACGAAGAAGUGUUCGGGGCGGCUAAGGAAUAUUUUGACAACAAUGUCACAUCACACAAUGAUUCAGCAGAUGAAGGGACAUGCUCAAUGUCACGACUUUCGACGACGUCCGAAAGAGCUUCUGGUGUUGGAGGAUCUAGCAUUUUUCAGGGACGCCGGAGCUCAAUUUUCCGAAAAAUCUUCCCAGGAAAAAGUGAAUCGAAGGAUCGGAGAAUGAGUGACAACAACCAAGCGUCGGAGCAGUAUAUGGACAAAAAAUCAAGACGGGCAUCUGUAGUCUCUUUCAACGAGUUCACAUCUGUCAGCGGACUCUCUGUAAAUGAUUCUGCGAGCAAAAAUCCGAAAGACUUGACGGAAUCACCUCAGCAACCAAAGCUUCGAAAGAAAACGGCAUCUUCUUCUAAUCUGUCGCAACGUAUUUCUUCAGUUUUCCGAAUGGGCUCAAAUUCGACAGUGAAAUUGAAUGAGUAUGUUCCCAGUCCAAUCGUUUCUCAAUCGUCGCGUCGCAAUACGCUCACUGGGAAUUCGUCGAUUUCAUCUGGAGUCGGAAGUAUAGCCAGUGGAACAUCAGAUCAAGGAUACGGGACGAUUGGGUCUAGAUCCGGUCAAAGCAUAUCAAGAUGUGGAUCGAGGCGUGAUGAUGAAGGCAAAAAAGAACGCACUCGACGCCUUCUGGACCGUAUUAUCAUUUCCGAUGUUCCAGCAGGAGAGCUUCUGAAAUUAAAAAUUGAACAAGUCAAAAAGCAGAAGCAGUUGGAAAUGGAUGAGUUGUUUGAAACUCAACUCACUGAAUCGUCGUCCUCCGACACUUCUCAAAGCGAGAAUUUGCAGUUUGAUGUCGUGGCUGUUGAUAUCAAGGCAGAUGGAUCUCCAUUUUCCACUACUGCUGCCACAUUCAUGGACAGUGAACUUUCGAAAAGGGUGAAAGAGGAGAUCGUGUCAAAUUAUCGACCUGAUCGCUGCGGAUCAAUCACCGAAUACGAACCGGAGCUCGUGUUUGUGAUGCCUGAGCAGCCACAAGCGAGCUUGAAAAGUCUUAAUGACUCGGUUUCCUCUAAUGCUGACAUCAACCUUGAUCACCUUCGGAAUGUUAGAAGUGGCUUGUGCAAGUCGAUUGAAGAAUGGAAAAGGAUCACAAAAAUGCGAGAAUCAUCUACAAUGCUCAUUUAUCCAAUGUUCUGCCAAUCAGAAGAGGAAUGGGAUUCAAAAGGAACCAUCGACGCAAUAUUCCUGAUGCUCGAUGGAAUAUUAAUGAAUACAAAACGAUGGAUGCCGAACGGAAAAUGUAUUCUCGCUGGGGUGACUCCAAAUAAUGUCAUCCUUCUACGCAACAAGUUCGAUGAACUCAAACUGUCGGUUGCAAUCUCCGAAUCUGAUGGGCCGGCAAGUUCAAACGAUGAUUUCGACACUCAAUCCACAGCGAGCACUUCAACUGUGUUUGGAGCUAAAAUUUGAGCUGUGAAAUGUGUGUCUUGUUGUUAAAUGUAUUAUCGAUCUCGUCAAUUUUCAAAAUUUCUUUCAAUUCAUGUUACCUUUCUCUUUCCUCCUCAAAACGGUUGAUAUAUUUUUUUGUGUUUUCAUAGCAAGUUUUAUUAUCUAAAAAUUAAGCUCUACACCUUUUCAUCCUUGCAUUUUUCUCUUCACUUUUUGAGGAUUACUGUGAAUAGAAUGCCCCUGAUGUUUCUAUCCUCUUUCCCUCGAUUUGUUCGUAUUUUUUUGUAAUAAAGUGUGUGAAGGCUUA
Caenorhabditis elegans is the source of this 2731-nucleotide messenger RNA. It is a transcript of the gene nop-1, whose product is annotated as Pseudocleavage protein nop-1. Lineage: Eukaryota; Metazoa; Nematoda; Chromadorea; Rhabditida; Rhabditidae. The record is from RefSeq and is marked reviewed. The coding region runs from base 166 to 2445 and encodes 759 amino acids. The transcript has 11 exons. Gene Ontology annotation, cellular component: cytoplasm; cleavage furrow; cell cortex.